GUGAUGUUCAGAAAGUAAAACGAAAGCUGAGCGGCUCAGGCAGGAAAACACGUACCACAACUAAACUUAGGCUUAAUGUUUUAAUGUACUGGCCCUUAAGAGAGUUAAGUUUUGCUGAAUUAUAGGAGACACAUAUUUUCUCUUUUUUUGACGGCAGUUGACAGCGCACAUUGAUCUCCAGGCCUGUUCUGGUGGGAGUGGGUCCGUGAUGGACAGGGCGAAGCUGUCACGCAUUGAUGAGGAGCUGGGUUCCUCUGAGGUGGCGGCUCUCUGCUUCUUGUGUCGUGAUGUUGUCAACAGGAAACGCCUGGAGAAGGUCCAGGAUGCUAAAGAUCUGUUCCUGAAGCUAGAGGAAAAAGGUCUACUGGAGAACGGGGAUUUUCUUUCUCAGCUGCUCAAUACGAUCCGUCGAGCAGACCUCCUCGCCAUGCUGGAGACGGACAGCAGGCAACCAGAAGAAACAUAUGCAAACCACCGGCUGUCAGACUACAGUGUGAUGCUGUACAACAUACAUCAGAACAUGAUUGACAGUAACUUUGAAAAGAUGAAGUUCCUGUUGAGUGGAAGGCCGGACAGAAAGCUGGACAAAAGACAAAUUGAGUCUUGUAAGACACCACUGGAUGUGUUUGCUGAAAUGGAAAGGACUGGUUUACUGACAAAUCAAAAGCUUGACGUGCUGCUUUCAGUAGUGAAGGAGUUUGACCAACAACUGGCACAAACUGUGCAGCUCUACAUGCAAGGAUUAACCCAGCCUUCUCAUUUCAGCAUGGAUCACCAGAUGUCCAACGACCCCCCUCGUCCGACUCAGCCCUCUAUGUCUGUGUCUGAGACUCAGCCCACUGAUGAACGAGAGAGUGUGUACUCGGACGCAAACCCCAGACCCCAGAUUGAGCAUUCUUCUCUUCCUGAUCAGACGGAGUAUUACGCCAUGAAUCAUAACCCUCGAGGACAGUGUGUGGUCAUCAACAACAAGAGUUUCAAAGAGGGUCUGAGAGCAAGAGGAGGGUCUGAUAAGGAUGAAGAGGCUCUGCGUCAAGUGUUCUCCAAGCUCGGCUUUACCAUGGUGGUUCAUCACGACCUGACUGCAGACGCCAUGCAGCGUGAAGUAAAAAAGCUGAGCAAGAGGAACUAUUUAGAGGAAGAUGCCUUGGUGAUUUGCGUGCUUUCUCACGGAGAAAAGGGCUGUGUGUACGGGUCUGAUGAGAAGGAGGUGUACAUCAGAGAUCUGACUUUGCCCUUCACGAGCGAGAAGGCUCCAUCCUUAGUAGGGAAGCCCAAACUGUUUUUCAUCCAGGCGUGCCAGGGAAAGGGCUACCAGGGAGGAGCCGUGCCGUUACCCCCCAGGCCGAGACACGAGGGCGGAGACAGACAGAGCCAUCUGGAGGAAGAUGCUGGUCCUGUGCUUGAAGAGACAGUGCCCUCGGAUGCCGACUUCCUUCUGGGCAUGGCCACCGUGCAGGACUACAAGUCGUUUAGACACACUACCACGGGAUCCGUCUACAUCCAGGAGCUUUGCAGGCAGCUUCAGAAAUCAGCAGAGAGCUCGCAGAUGGAUAAUAUUCUCUCUGUGCUGACACGUGUGAACAGGGAGGUCAGCAAAGGAGUUUAUUUAAACCACAAACAAAUGCCCGAGCCCAAGUACACCCUCACCAAGCAGCUCGUCCUCAAAUACGUUUGACGUGCCACUGUGACCAAGUGCAACGCUACCUAUGUGCCACAUUAAGGAUUCACAGACCAGACUUGUUUACUGUGUGUAUGAGUGUGUGUUUAAUGUCUCUCUGCAGCCCCUUUCACACAUGAACUCCUGACGUUUUCUAGAUCAUUUCAGGACAUCUAAGUCCUGGAUGUUGCGUGGAGGAGGAGGAGGAGGAGGAGGAGUAGUUUCCGUUAAAGUGACUGUCUCUGGGUAAAUAAAUAUAACUACAUGUCAAUGGAUUUUUCUGCUUGACAAAUACAAGAGUUGAAAACUAAAUUCAGACAACUGAGGCAAGUAGUUACGCGGAAAACUUUGCUCAUCAUGAACGUUUAUCCAGUUCUCUUUGAGCUUUAUCAUACGGUGGCUUUUUCCCCCCGACAUCACACUCAGGGUGGGAAAGUCAAAUUCUGUCAUAAUAUUAAACUGCUGCAGUCAGUGGUGUAAGUUGUAUACAUCUGACAAAUCAUCAGAUAUAACAAAUUAAUUGAUAAAUGAUUAGCUACAGUCAAACAACAGCUAACAUUAGCAUUUAGCCACUUAAUAGCUUAUAUUACAGUUAGCUUGGAAGUGGCUAAAAGAAAAUAUUAACAUUGGUCAUGCUGACAGGAAUAUGUUUCUAACUCAUAUCAUAAAAGAUUUGAUUUUGUCCCCAGAUGUUGUAAUGUUAGCUAGCAAAACUUUUUUUGAUCUAGGAAGUGGUUAAUGCUAACAUUAGCUGUUGUCUGAAAGCUCUUGACCUGAAAAUAUGAUCACAUGUCCCUCUGGUUUACUCUUUAUUGUUUUUCUUUUGAUGGUCAUGAAUCAAGGAGCGACGAAAUGACAACAAUGGUCAGAUAUCCAAAAUUAAGAUUUUAAAACUAACACAGCAGUUUGAUAUUACAAUAGAAUCACAAAUUAACUUUUAUCUGCAGAUAACAAGGAAAAUAAGUCGUGAUGGCAACCGGCAAUUACACAUAUUCCAUCACAGUAAAUAAAAUGUGUGGAUGCAUGUUUGCUCAGGGCUUCAGUAUUUAACCUCCUGGACAUAGUGGGUACAUUUGCACAAGUGUUGUGCAUGUGUGAAAGAGACUAUAGCUGAAUGUAUGUAUGGAUCUGAAUGUUGUUACCUUGAGAAGAGAGUAUGUGUUAAUGAAAAACAUAGAAUCAAGGUACAUAAUAUGUCUCAAGAGCCAUUUAAAUACAUUGUUUUAAUGUAUCAGGAGAUAAAUACAGUAAGUCAUCAUUUUGUCAUAGUUUACAGAUCACAGUAAAGAGAAAACACUUAUUGCUUUAGAUAAAUAGGAACUUUAUUAUCUAUCUUUGCUUUGAACAAACUCGAUGAAUGUAAUCAUUUAUUUUUCCGUUUCAAACAAUAAAACAUGAAAUCCAGUUGUGGUGUUUUAGGAUUGUGUCAUUUAAGGUAAAGUUGUCACAAAAAAACCUUUCUAAAACAAAUGCUUUUGUUAAUGGUGGUUAUUUAGAGUCAAAAUUAUUUCAAAUUAUUCACUUCAAUAAAAGCAGCCAUGCUGAGACAUAAAAGUAA
This is a messenger RNA of Labrus mixtus (cuckoo wrasse), 3218 nucleotides long. It is a transcript of the gene casp8, whose product is annotated as caspase 8, apoptosis-related cysteine peptidase. Gene Ontology annotation, biological process: negative regulation of extrinsic apoptotic signaling pathway via death domain receptors; proteolysis. The transcript has 12 exons. The record is from RefSeq and is a predicted model, not a curated record. Bases 209 to 1678 code for a protein of 489 amino acids. Gene Ontology annotation, molecular function: protein binding; cysteine-type endopeptidase activity. NCBI's taxonomy places the organism in Eukaryota, Metazoa, Chordata, Actinopteri, Labriformes, Labridae.